Messenger RNA from Funneliformis geosporum, 2061 nucleotides. Lineage: Eukaryota; Fungi; Glomeromycota; Glomeromycetes; Glomerales; Glomeraceae. The record is from the annotation of a GenBank genome assembly.
AUGUUACAUGAACUGCUCUUGGCUUUAUCUGGGCUUUCUGGUGACUUGUUUGUUCCAUACCCUCCAGAACCGGAAACAGCAACUACAUUUAAAAUUCCACCAGAGUUCCCGUUCUUACACGAAGCUGAAAAAAGUUCUUUAGAACGACUUGCUGCUUUGGGCUUUUAUUAUCGAAAGUUAACCAAUUUUCUUGAUAAACAACGCGGCAGAAAUGAGAAUCAUGGCUCUGUUGGGCAUCAGAAAGAUAUUGAUACCUCUCUUGAGAGUACUCCACAUGGCUCGUUCAUACACGCGCUAUGUAACGCCAUAAAUGAAGUGUUAGCAGACUUUCAUAAAACUAUUAUUGAAUCCGAGAUAAGAAUUCUGAACAAGGAAGACAAUAUGGGUGGAGUUAUACCAAUUUCACAAUUGGUUUCUGCUUUUAGUGAAUAUUAUAUCAUUCUUCCACAUCUUAAUCAGUUAAUACUUGACAUUGAACAUAAUCCUGUAAAAUAUUUCGGUUGUCGAAUACUUAAUUUGAUCAUUGAUAAAUGUAACACAGGUGUGCCUGAAAUACGAGAAAUCAUGUUGAAAUUACUGCAUGCAUGUCAUGAAGUGAUGUAUAAACAUAUUACUUCAUGGAUUGUUUAUGGACAAUUGUUGGAUCCUUUUGGAGAAUUUUUCAUUAAAGAUAGAACAUUACAAUAUAAUCCAAUCGAAAUACAAGAACAAUUUAGUCAAUCAAAAUGGCAUCGACGUUUUAUACUUGACGAAUCUUUUCUUUCAAAUAAUAUUCCUAAUGAUGUUGCCAAAUCAAUUUUAUUCGUUGGAAAAGCAAUUGCAACUGUUAGAAAUUCAACCAAACCAUAUGAGAAGCAUAGCAAGUUUCCGGAUAAGCUUGCUUCAUUACAUUUACAAUAUUUAUUGGAACUUUCGUCAAGACAAAUAUUUCAUCAAAUUGAGCUCGAAAAAAUUGUUAAUAUUAUUCGUAAUAAUGUUGCACAAUGGCUAUGGCAAGUAGUUUUGACGGGCGAUAAAGUUGUGGAAUGUCUUGAAGCCUUUAAAAAUUAUUUCUUACUCGGUCAAGGUGAUUUUGCAACUUCACUUGUUGAACAAUUUGAAAGCCUGUCAUCUUCAAGACUUAUUUCCAAAAGAAUACCAUUGAUUAAAGAACAAGAAAUGAAUUCUUUAUUGGUUCGAGCUUCCGUGGGUACAUUAGCAGAAAAAGAUUUGACAUUUGAAAAAUUUAGAUUUAAAAUACCAAACACAAAUGAACAACAAUCCUCAAAUGCAAUUAGCACGUUUGAUGAUAUCCUAAUAGGUGUUCCACUUAGAUUUGAAUACGAUAUUGGCUGGCCUCUUGAUUUAUUUGUUACUUCUGAAGAUCUAUCUAAAUACGGAGACAUUUUCUCAUUUUUGAUUUCCCUUCGUCGUACCCAAUUUAAACUUCAAAAGGUCUGGGCCCAUCUUUCAGACAAUGUAAAGAAGAAUAGAAAUUACAAAUUUUCUAAAAGAAAUAAGAAUACGAUGAUAAUGCCAUGGAAUGUUCGCGCAUCCAUGAUGUUUUUUGUAGAUUGUUUAUGGUCUCACGUGCAGAUGGAUAUUAUUGAAUCCAACUUUCAAAAACUUGUUCAUCGAAUCACUAUUUCUUCCGCACAUCAUCAACGACAAAGAUCAUCAUCAAUAACUGAGCAGAUUCCUCCUAGCAACGAGUUAGAAAGACUACGUGAUUUUGAGGAUAUCAGGUUAGGUCACGCUUCAUAUAUAGGUGAAUUGUUACGUGGAUGUCUACUUGAAUCUCGCGUGUGCACAGAAUCCAUUAGAACAACUUUGAAAAUUGUUGACAAAUUCUGUAUGAUAAUGGAAAGCUGGGAUGGGACAAAUGACACCGAGGAAAGAUUAGAACAAAUUGGCAAAUUUGAUGCGGAAUUUCGGGAACAAGUAAUGUUUUUGUUUCGAACACUUUCUGGGGUAAAUAAAACGGGAGAAGGUUUCGGUGGACCGCCAAGACAUUUGGAUCAAUUAUUAUUACGUUUAGAUUAUAGUAAAUGGUUUUCAAAUAACUUAUUAAUUCGUCUGUGA